Molecule: messenger RNA, 2274 nt
Organism: Symbiodinium pilosum
Lineage: Eukaryota; Dinophyceae; Suessiales; Symbiodiniaceae
Source: the annotation of a GenBank genome assembly
AUGUCGGGGUACACCAAGGGAGAGUAUGAGCACCUGGAGGCGGCUGCCUCCGGAAGAGGCGUGGAUUCACCAGACAUGCCCAUGCGGCGCCUAUACGAAGUCUGUAUGGUGUUCCAGCACAAGACUUCAAAGGGAGUAAGGUUUGAUGAGCAGGACAGUGAGUUCUACAACGUUAGGGCCUUGAAGCCUCCUGGAGAGGAGGACCAAACCAAGAUGCAGAUGUGGAAGCAGCAUCGCGAGUCCAUCCUCAAGACGUUGCAGAACUGCGGCCUCAACUUGUACUGCUUCUACAGCAGAGAUAGAGAUCAAAUUCUGGUGAAGAUUGGUGCUGGGGCCCAGAAGCUUCGAGACACCGCAGCGAGGAAGCGCUACAAGCUGCAACUGAAGAAGGAGUACCUCAGUGCCUUUGCCGAGUUUCGCCAUGACUAUCCGGGAAGGCCAGAGUUCCGCUUCGCCGACCGCCGUAUCAUUUCCCACAUCUACCAGACCCACACAGAGGACAAUCUGGAUGGAAGCGGCAUUUUCAAGACCCUGGAUAAGAUUCAGCUGAUCUACCACAUCAUUCAGUCUAAAGACAAAGACUGCGCAGGCAUUAACGUUGCAAAGCUUUUGCACCAGAAAGAGGUGAAGGCUUUCUUUCCCGUGCAUGAGCCAUCUGCUAUGGAGAAGAUCAAGUCGGUCCAGUGGAAGUGGUUCUGGCCGGACGAAGAGCAUGCAAACCGGUUACGGGACUACUUUGGUGACAAGAUCACCUUCUACUUCCUGUGGAUGGCCUUCUAUGUCAAGUGGCUCCUGCCGCUGGCAUGCCUAGGCCUUUUUCUUCAAUUCAUUGACUGGUGUGCACGGACGCCUGACAAUGUGACGGCGAUUCCUUUUUGCGUACUCAUGAGCAUUUGGUCCCUGUGCUUGCCACACUUCUGGCGCCGGCAAGAGGCCAAAUGUGCCAUCAGCUGGGGAUCCAUGGACUUGGUUGAACAGCUGGAGCCUCACCGGCCAGAGCACACGGGAGAACAGCUCAUCAACCCUGUGACCUCGCAGGCGGAACCGUACUAUCCCUUUUCCAAGCGCAUCUUCAAUUACUUGGUGAGCGCUGCAGCCAUGGCUGUGGCAACCUGCAUUUGCAUGCUCUGCAUCCUCAUCCUUCUCUUCGUACGGCACAACAUCAAGAAUGAAGUGCAUCACCACAUUAUUAGCUUCCAGAUAUGCAUCGCUGCCUACGUUGAGAUUGCCAAUUCAUUGCUAGAUGUGCUUGCGAGAUUCCUCACGGACCAGGAGAACCAUAGGACACAAACUGAGUACGAAAGCGCACUCCUGUGCAAGGGAAUGGUCCUCAAGUUUGUAAACUCCUUCUUUGCUCUCUACUACGUGGCUUUCUUCAAAGAGCACCAGACGCUCUUCAGUGAGCCAAUGGAGUGCCUGAGAGACCAAUGCUUCCUGGACAUACAAGCGCAGCUGGGAAUAUUCGUGCUCUUUCGCCUCCUAGUCUCCAACGUGUUCGAGCAUUACUAUCCCAAGGUUCGCCUGUGGUUUCGAAGCUGUUACUAUGACAAGAUCAGCAUCGAGACGUUGUAUCACGGCCAUACCCUCGAGUUGGCCGAGAUGUCAGCUACAGAGCAGCAGGCCAAAAAGGACAAGCACCGUAACUUCGAUCAGUUCGAUGAGAUGCUUUUGACGCAUGGCUAUGCGACACUGUUCGCAGUGACGUCUCCUUGGGUCUGCACUGCAACGCUGCUAGCCGUCCUGGUGGAGAUAUGGGUCGACAUGAGAAGUCUCCUGGAUAACAGACAGCGUCCCUUUCCAACACAAGCUCGCAACAAUGAGCCCUGGGGUACUGCCUUUGAAAUCUACGGUGUCAUGGCAGCAUUGACAAACGUGCUGUUGCUCAUCUUUACUUCUUCGCAGUACUCCAGCUGGACAAUCACAGAAAAGAUCGUCUACUUUGCGUUCCUGGAGCACUUGAUCUUUGGCGCAAGGCUGUUCGUUCAGGUCAUUUUCCCUCAGGUCCCACAGACCGUGGAGGUGCUGUCUCUGAAGCAGGACAACGUUGUCCACCGGUGCUUGGAAGGCAUCAAGGUAGAAAGCAACACAGACUUCAGCCUUUUUCGGGAAAGCCGUGUGCAGGAGGAUGUGCAGGUAUUUGGAUACGACCUACUCGAAACAGAUGAGGCAGACCUGACCUUGUCUUUGAGAGACAGUGGCAAAUCCAUGUACCAAGGGGUGAUUGACGAGGUUGGCACACUACGUGUCAAUAUCGGCAUGCCCGUGAGCAAAUGA